This is a messenger RNA of Rotaria socialis, 2481 nucleotides long. The record is from the annotation of a GenBank genome assembly. Lineage: Eukaryota; Metazoa; Rotifera; Eurotatoria; Philodinida; Philodinidae.
AUGCAUAAACCUAUCGAUCAACAAACAAAUGCUCUUGCCUCAUUAACACUGACUACACCGAAGGAGCAGAGUACAACUCCAAAGUUAGCUCAGCCGUCAAGAAUAGUACCCCAACAAGUGGAUGAGGAUUCUGAUGACGUCAUCUACACCAAUCACUUCCCUUGCUCAUUCGCCAAUAACCUUUCUUUUUAUCAGUACGAUGUCAUCGUCGAAGAAUAUCAUGAAAAACAAAAUAAAUAUAUCAACAUUUCCAGCCGUGAAAAACGUCGUCGAUUUGUUUGUGAUAUGCUCCUAGACAAAACAGUUCACCCAACAGCAGUAUGUUGGUACGAUGAAGGAAAUUGUAUUUACAGUACAACAGAUUUCAAGGACAAAUGUCCAAUGAUACAUGAAAGAGAAGAACAAGGAUAUCAGCGUCGUUUAACAAUAAAAAGUCUAUCAGACACAAGAAGUACCAACGAGUUAGAUCAAUCUUCGAUUCGCAUUAUUGAAACAUUGAUUAAACAAGUGCUAAAAGAUCAGUUCAAAGCAAUUGGUUCAGUCUUCUACCGAUGGGAUGAAAAACCAGAUCAAGAUGGACCCUAUGAUCUCCUUACAGGCUUCAGACAGGCUGUGUGUCUCACAGAAUCAGGUCCAACCUUGAAUGUGGAUACUACGAUUACUCGUUUCUAUCCCGAAGUUGAUCUUUUAACAUUUAUUUGGGAAAGAUUGCUACAAAACAAAUCUCCAUGUCAUGAAUUCCUGUCAGAUCGACAAUACGAUCAAAUUGGUAAUCGUUUGAAAGAUAUUGAAGUGACAACAGUUCAGUCAGAUUAUCAAAAUAGAUAUGUUCUCACUGGAAAUUUUUCGGAUCUUCCCAGAAAAAUUUUCAUGGAAGGACGAGGUCAUCUCCUAGAUUACUACAAGGAUCUUGGAUUUGAGCUUCAUUAUCCAAAGUUGUACUGCUUGAAAGCCCAUUCAGCAGGUAAUCCACAAAAUUUAGUGGAUCUACCGAUUGAACUUUGCUAUCUUCGAGAGUGGCAAAUGGUGAAGGAAGAUGAAAACACGAAACCUGUUCCAGCACCACCAGUCAGUAAACGAUAUGAUUCAAUCUUAGGAGCUAUCAGAAGCUGCAAUUUCCACGAUGAUAAAUUAUGUAAAGAAAUUCAACUAGAAGUCAGUUGUGAGGCAAUGAUGCCAGUUCCUUAUGAAACUCUAAGAAAACGUCAAAUUACUCUUAGUCGACAAGGUGCUUUUACAAAUCCAAUUCCAAUUCAUAAGAUGGCAUUCAUAUAUCUAGCAGAACGUCAACAGCCAAAUGCGAAACAAGUACAGAAAAAAUUACUGAACAAUUUCUACGAUGCCGCUAAUUGGCAAAGAAUGGAGUUGCCUAAGUAUCAUGACGAAUAUGAAAUUUUUGCUAACAGAAAUCUAAAAAGUGAACUCCGAAAUUGUUUGUCUGAGCUCAAAAGCAAGCAGUGCCAAUUCAUUCUCUGCCUUGAAAACUGUCGAGAUCCAGGAGUACACGAACUUUUCAAACAAAUUGCAUGCAUCGAAUUCGGUCUUGUUACUCAAUGUGCUAACUUUACAAAAGUUCAACGAAUAGCAAAUUUAAGAAAGUAUUGCGGUAAUCUUCUAAAAUCAGUAAAUGCUAAACUAAGUGGCGAAAAUAAACAAGUAGCUCAACUUCAAACGUCUAUUAAAACAAUGUUUAUCGGGGCUGACGUCCUACACCCCAAGAAUAAUUAUUCUGGUGAAUUACCAUCAAUUGCAGCUGUUGUUGCAAGUAUGAAUUCUGAGUGUACAUUAACAAAUCAACGUAUCUGUCGUCAAUGGCCAAUUAAAUGGAAACAAUCAGAAGAGGCAAUUUUGUUGUUGAAAGAAAUGACUGAAGAGCUGUUAAUCGCAUUCAAAGACAGCAAUAACGGCUCUCUGCCAGAACAUGUUGUUGUCUAUCGCGAUGGAGUUGAUGAUGGACAACUCAAACGUGUACAAGAUGAAGAGGUGGCUGCUUUGAUGAACGCCUUUCAAGUUAUCUAUCCAACAAAUGUAUCAUCUCCUCUUCUAACGUUUAUCGUGGUAAAAAAACGUCACCACACCCGCCUCUUUCGACUGUUGUCGUCGACAGAUAUUACCAAUGUUGAAUCUGGCGUUGUUGUUGAUACUUCCAUCGUUAAUUCGAAUCCAAACUAUCUCAAUUUCUUGCUGAAUUCACAUGAACCAGGUUUAGGAACCAAUAGAAUUGGGAAUUAUGUUGUUCUGACUAAUGGAAUUGGAUAUUCAUUGAGUGAAUUAGAGGAACUGACUUACUCUCUUUGUCAUAUUGAUCAGCGUAUUGAUGAUCGAUUGAGUGAAUCAAUUCCAAGUGUUUUGCAUUUGGCAGAUGCUGCAGCAAGCAAGGCGAGACAGUUGUUUGACAAUAAUACGAGACCACCAAAUGGAAAUCGAGCAGAGAUACUGAGAGUUCAUGAGCAUAUGCAAGAUGCACCAAAUAUGUUUUAA